This is a messenger RNA of Plodia interpunctella (Indianmeal moth), 2391 nucleotides long. RefSeq names its product mitochondrial pyruvate carrier 2-like. The coding region runs from base 148 to 507 and encodes 119 amino acids. The record is from RefSeq and is a predicted model, not a curated record. Gene Ontology annotation, molecular function: pyruvate transmembrane transporter activity. The transcript is spliced from 3 exons. Gene Ontology annotation, cellular component: mitochondrial inner membrane. Lineage: Eukaryota; Metazoa; Arthropoda; Insecta; Lepidoptera; Pyralidae. Gene Ontology annotation, biological process: pyruvate import into mitochondria.
CACUUUUAUCAAUUCCAAUUCAAGGCCGAUCCGUACUAUAGUAGAGAUCAUGUAAAUUCUCUACCUACUAUUAAAAUAAAACUAGUAGACCACCUCAAAACACAACCCUUCCUCUUCCUAUAACUAAUUGGACAAAAUAUAAGAAUAAUGGCCAAAGUUUACAAAACCCUUAUCACUGCUGCAGACAGAUUCGUUCCUUCAAAACUUCGUCCACUAUGGGAACACGAAGCUGGUCCUAAAACCAUAUUUUUCUGGGCACCUGCAUUCAAAUGGAGUUUGGUGAUAGCAGGUUUGGGUGACUUGAAUCGGCCAGUCGAGAACUUAUCGAUACCUCAAUCGGUCUCACUCGCCGCCACAGGCAUCAUUUGGUCCCGUUAUUCCCUAGUUAUUAUCCCAAAAAAUUAUAGCUUAUUUGCUGUAAACGUGUUCGUAGCUUUAACAAGCUUGUACCAAAUAGGACGUGCGGUUAGGCAUCAACAAUCUGCAAAAACGAGUGGAGGAAAGUAGACUUUAUUACGGGUACAUACGGGUUUUAGUUAGGGUUGUAUUUUUGAAAUAUUUAAUGUUAGAGCGAGAUAGUAAUAUACUAGGCAGUACACUAGUUUUCGCUCGCUCUGAUAGAAAUAGAAGUGUCGUCUCAUAUUUUUGAUUGCAGUCCUAAUGUAGUUCAAUUUUGUUAGUAUACAAUAUCAAUGGGUAUGCGAAUUAUUUAUUGUAGUGUAAUUGACGAAAUAAUUGUGUUCAAAUAACCACACUUAGUAGAGGAAUAUAUGUAUACGUUCUAUAUAUUAGGAAUUUACAAACUUUAUCAGAAUUAUAAUUUUUUAGAACAUCUAACUGGCCUGGAUACGUGGUGUCGAAAGACGCCGAAGCGACGCAAGUUGUGACGAAGAAAAAAAUGUAAUUUCUUAUUAUUAUAGGCUAGUUUAAUACACGACAGGCGAAAUUUACUUAUAUGUGCUAACCGGGUGACGAGUAUUGACGGGUUUGAUACAUUUAUAAAAAUUGACCUCGGUGGCGCAGUGGUCAAGUUCUUGCCACUGAACCGAGAGGUCCCGGGUUCGAUUCCCGGUCGGGUCAUGAUGGAAAAUGAUCUUUUUCUGAUUGGCCCGGGUCUUGGAUGUUUAUCUAUAUAUGUAUUUGUUGUAAAAUAUAGUAUCGUUGAGUUAGUAUCCCAUAACACAAGUCUCGAACUUACUUUGGGGCUAGCUCAAUCUGUGUGAUUUGUCCUAAUAUAUUUAUAUUUAUUUGUACAUGUAUAUAAAUGUGUAAUGUUAAAUUAUUUUAUCAAUUUUUACUUUCUGUGUUUUACUUCGCCUUAUGAUUAUUAAACUAGCCUAUAAUAAUUUGUACUUAAGUAAUUUUUUUUUUGUCGCCACAAGGUCAUUUGCGUCAUUGGGCGCCACAUAUGAGACUCGACUUGGCCUUAUGUGGUAUGAAAUUCGCUUUUGCACUUAUCAUAAAACUUUGCACUAAUUAUACGUAAUGACAUGUUACAUAUAAGAGUGUUAUUUAUUAUAUAAGCACUCGCCUUAGAAUAGAAUGAGUGAAAACACUCAAAUAUCUACUUAACUGGACUAUAUAAGUUUUAUUUCGUACAAAGAAAUCUAUAAUUUUUUUAAUAUACUAAUUAAUUUUGUUUACGUCGAUGGUUGUGGACCCAAGUGAUGUGAUAUGUUUUACUUCAAUUAUUUUUCGAUUGUUUUGUUAGUUGUGAUAUUUAAUACCAAACAAAAAGAUCCUACUUUAAAUAGGUACCUACAAAAAUAUAUUAUAGUUAUUAAAAAAAAAAACUUCCAUCCCAGUUAUAAUAAUCUUUCCAAAUGGCUGAAGAUUGCUAAAAAUUUCGUGAUACUGCAACUAAACAAAACAAUGUAUCUAUGUAACGUAAACUUACUACUUCUUGACGUGUCAGUGUUUUGCGUGUAAAUGUCUAAGCACAUUAUACUUCGAAUCAAUCCCGACUUGAAAUGUUGACUGUAAACGUAAUGUCCAUGGCCAAUCGACAGCAUCGAUCAGUGCGCUUAUUGUAGAAGAUACAAAGUAAACUUUAUUUUAAUUCCUUUAAAAUAAAGUUUAAAAGUAUACUUUAUUUUACUUCCUUCAAACUUUUAUUUUUUUAUUUGUAUCCGAAAUUACAUAACAGCCAGUAAUUAAUUUAUGUAAACAAGCGAGACGCGCGAUAAUUAUUUAUUUUAUAUAUUUGAAAUGACAUCCAUUUUGUUUUCGUUUUGAGUCGAGAUGUGUGCGAAGGACCAAAAUGUUAUACAAAUGUCCAGCGUGGAAAUGUAUAUUGAAAUGUUAUUAAAUCAUGUAUCUGUAUAAAUAUACAUUGUUUAUUUUUGUAAACCUUUUACAUACUUCUGAUAAAUAUAUCUGUGUUACAUCAAA